Molecule: messenger RNA, 7468 nt
Organism: Mugil cephalus (flathead mullet)
Lineage: Eukaryota; Metazoa; Chordata; Actinopteri; Mugiliformes; Mugilidae
Gene: man1b1a
Product: mannosidase, alpha, class 1B, member 1a
Exons: 14
Coding region: 297-2354 (685 amino acids)
Biological process (GO): N-glycan processing; carbohydrate metabolic process
Cellular component (GO): endoplasmic reticulum; membrane
Molecular function (GO): calcium ion binding; mannosyl-oligosaccharide 1,2-alpha-mannosidase activity
Source: RefSeq, a predicted model, not a curated record
CGCCUUCCUGUCAAGUUGCCCAUUCCCACAACUCUAGCCACGUUUCUCCCAGUUUAACUUGUCGGAUAUUUCAUGUAGGAGCCGGUCGUUUCGUCUGACAGUCCGUUCUCCAUUUUUUUCUUCUCCUGGCAUCGUAAUAGUGACACUUUCCAUUCAGAAAGGAGCAGGAGAGGCAAGCUAGCUAACCGUAGCUAGCUAUAGGCUAGCUGUUUGGAUUGAGGAGAAGAGCGUCGCUGUGCUUCAGCCAAGCAGGCACAAAGGUUCUAUGACCCACAACUGCCUCCCCCGACCAGACGAUGUAUCCACCGUCCAGAAAGGAUUUCAUCUCUCUGACACUCAGCGACCCGCAUAGUCACAACUACAACAAUGGCAAACACCGGAGACAGUCCUGCUGGAGGAAAUGGAAGCAGCUGUCUCGGCUCCAGCGAAGCCUCAUCCUGUUCCUGCUGGCUCUGCUGCUCAUAUUAGGGCUGCUUUCCUAUCCCAGCAUCACCAAGCCGUGGAGAGGGAUGUCUGAGAAGGAGGCCUGGAUGGAGGUGCGGUUAAAAAACAUCCCCGCUGGUGUUGUGAAGCCUCGGUUGGGUGCAGGUGCAGGUGAAGCUCCAGCUCCUGUGGCAGAACCCAGAGGACCAAAUAUCCCCAUCCUGGCCAAACCGCCCAGCAAGAAAAAGCACUUUCUCAACAGAAGAGGUCCACCGAGCCUACAGAAAAGUGGAAAUGUUUCAGACACGAUCGUUGAGGAAAAGCAAGCGCAAGAGGUGGUUCAAGAGGACGAAGGCGAGCAGGAGGGCAAAGAAAAGAAAAUUGUCAGCUGGAGAGGAGCAAUGAUUGAAGCUGACCAGGCCACUGAGCCUCCACCCUCGGCAAAUGAGAAAGAAGGCGCGGCGCCUCCGGCACCCGUCAACCCCGCCGACACCGUCCCGCUGGAAGGUCAGCACAGAACGCCUUCAAAUGUAGCUGUAAUUCUCACCGAGGUUUCCACUGGAACAAUAGACAGACUGGAGGCAGUACGUGAAGCCUUCAGACAUGCGUGGAAAGGUUAUAAGGACUACGCCUGGGGUCACGAUGAGCUCAAGCCCAUCUCCAAGUCUUUCGGUGAAUGGUUUGGACUCGGCUUGACACUGAUCGAUUCUCUGGACACCAUGUGGAUACUGGGGCUAAAAGAAGAAUUUGCAGAAGCAAGGAACUGGGUAGAAAAGGAGCUAACCUUCGACAAGAAUGUGGACGUGAAUCUCUUUGAAACAACAAUCCGCGUCCUGGGGGGUCUGCUGAGCACCUACCACCUAACAGGAGACGACCUCUUCCUAGAAAAAGCUAAAGACCUUGGGUCCAGGUUGAUGCCUGCCUUCAAAACCCCCUCCAAGAUCCCGUUCUCUGACGUCAACAUCGGAAAGGGAACAGCGCACCCUCCAAGAUGGACGUCCGACAGCACGCUGGCCGAAGUAACCAGCAUUCAGCUGGAAUUCAGAGAGCUUAGCCACCUCACGCAGGACCCGCAAUACCAGGAGGUUGUAAAUGAGGUGAUGAGGCUGGUUCACAAGCUGCCUGGAAAACAUGACGGCCUCGUUCCCAUGUUCAUCAACACCAACAGCGGCCAGUUCACCCACAAAGGAAUCUUCACGCUUGGUGCCAGGGCGGACAGCUACUAUGAAUACCUCCUCAAGCAGUGGAUCCAAGGAGGCAAAACAGAAGAAGCGUUGCUGGAGGACUACCUUCAGGCCAUAGAGGGCGUGAAAAAGCACCUCGUGAGAGAGACGGGUCCCAGCAGGUUGACGUUUGUCGGAGAGUUGUCGCACAACCGCUUCAACGCUAAAAUGGACCACCUGGUUUGCUUCCUGCCAGGAACUCUUGCUCUGGGAGUCCACAACGGGCUCCCAGAGGACCACAUGGAGCUGGCUGUGCAGCUGAUGGAAACUUGUCACCAAAUGUACAAACAGAUGGAGACCGGGCUCAGUCCGGAGAUCGCGCACUUCAACCUGCAGGCCGGCGACGGGGGCGAUGUUGUUGUGAAGCCUGCAGACCGGCACAACCUGCUCAGACCUGAAACAGUGGAAAGUCUGUUCUACAUGUACAGAUUCACCAAGGAUUCCAAGUACAGAGACUGGGGAUGGGAAAUACUGCAGAGCUUCAAUAAGUACACCAAGGUCUCUGGAGGUGGCUACACGUCCAUAAACAACGUCCGUGACCCCGUUAACCCCGGCCCCCGUGACAAGAUGGAGAGUUUCUUCCUGGGCGAGACACUGAAGUACUUCUAUCUUCUCUUCUCUGACAACUCUGAGCUGCUCAGUCUCGACAAGUAUGUCUUCAACACAGAGGCCCAUCCUCUGCCUAUAUGGCCCUCUCCUCCCAAGUGACGUCUCUCUCCGGGAGGCAUCUGUAAAAAAUCAAGGCCACACAGUCGAGUGCAAUUUAAAGCUACCGUCCAGGCUGGACUGCUGUGUGAAACAGUGAAGCGGAACUGUGCUGUCCACUUUUUUCUUUAUUUUUCCUAAGGAAAACGUUUGUGACAGAGCUGGUCUCUAAUGUUAAAAAAAAAAACGACAACAUUUUUUAAAAAUCAAAUCAGGCUAGCUGGCCACUUCAUUUCUUGGGUGAGUGGGAUCGUUUAUGUCUGUAGUCUGUUAAUUUGCCAUGCGAGGUGAACAGCCUCAUCAGCCCUGCGUCGUCAGGUGUCAUGGCUGCGAAGGAGUCAGUAAAUUCAUUGUUCAGCGAAACGCAUAUGUAAGCAGACUGCUAUGGUGAUUAAGUCACGUUUUAUUGAUCUUUACAUUGGGAGUUGCUCGCAUAAAAAAUGAAGUAAAAACUCUAUACAUUAUUUCCAUGUGAGUCCAAAUCCUAAAUGUUUAGCAACUGUGAGCUUCUGUAGUGGAUCAGUUCCAGGUCUCACAUCAGUGCCUAAAGGAAAAGUGAAGUAUUUCCAAUAUGAAUGUCUUUGAUUCGUUAAAGACAUCAAGUAUUAGGAUGGUUAUGGCUAGCUAAACUAAUUUAAACUCUUAUUUGUAGUUUAACAUAAGAUGGGAAGUGUAGUUGUUUGCACCCAGGUAAUCCUUCUUCACUCUGUCCAGGUGUUGACCUCAGUUCAUCCUCAUUCAGUGUUUUGCAGGCAUGUAUCUUCAGGCAGAUAGACGUCCAUGCCAGAUGUUAGAUGUCUUCUUUAUGCCACCAGAGUAGAACAAUAGCUCUGUCGCUCGUUGACGUCGACAUGAGACAGAUCGUGGGAGGACUGUGCCAGACAGAAUCACACUUCAUCUACAAAUGGAUUACAGAAUUAACAUACUAAAUAUUCAGUGCACUUUCAUUUAAAAAGCACAUUGAUACGUGGUUAAUUAUAGAUGUGAUUGGGUUAAGUUAUGUAUUUCUUAAGUAAUGACUAGUGUCUUUAUUAUUGUGCAAUUCAGUUUUGAAAUUACGGUACAUAUGGAGGCUUUCAGCUAUAAUCUCUGCUCUGUGCAGCGUUCUAAAAUAAAUAAACGUCAGGGUGGAGAAAAAUGAAUGAAUCAGUAGGUGAAAGAGACUUCUCAGCUUGUUCCAAAAUAUCUAUCAGGUCCCCAAGUCAUGAUGCACACACAACUUUUUUUGUGAUUCAGAUACAACAGUAGGUAAUAUUCUGCUGUGCCUCAAAGUAUGUCAUUGUUUAUUUCAUGCGGUGGCUGGUGGGGCGUGUGGAGAUGCAUUUUACUACCAGGUGUGACCACAGGUACCUAAAGCCGGACCGCCCAGGACAUUAAUCUUCUCAGUGUUUUUACAUGAAGGAUAAUUAAGGCUGCCGUGCAGUCGUAAAUCAGCCGAUGCUAUGAAGAUAAAAUAACUAGCAAACUGACAUUACCUUUCCCUGUAUCAGCCUGCGUCACUGGCAGCAGUAGAAAUGAUAUUUUAUUCUGGAAAUUGGGCUAAAGAGGUUAGGAUCAUGUUUUAUUCAGGGACGAGAUUACCACAUGUGAUGAUGAUGAUGAAUUUUAAAUGGAGAGAGCACAGGUGUAACACACUGUCUUCUACAGAGAGUGUUGAAUUAUGGGUUGUCUGUAGCCUUAAUAUUACUGCUAUUAAUAAGGCUGACCAGUGGUUUCAGAGACGAAUCCAGGUCAAAGGGGAGGUUGGUAUGUCCUCCAUUACUGCGGUGGUGACUCACUAGUGACCCCAUGAAUAACACAGUCUGCUGGAGGAUGCAAAGCUGACUACAAAUAACCCAAAUAGACCUGCUUUCAAGGUUGGUGUAAACGUGUGUGGUUCUGCCGUCACCGUAAAGGCUGCGUUGUUGUACCAGGUGCUUUGAAGUCCCUCCGUCAGUCUGCGAUCGUCGCGUUUAGUUAGACCAGGAGUUUCUGAAGACACGUGCUUUGCCGAAAACGAGUUCAUAGCAUCUCCUGGCGUUUUUAUUGCACAGGAGAACCGGGGCGAGAGUCCGUGAAGCAGCCAAGAAAUCGCUGUGAGAAAAUUAUGGCUUGAUGUUUCUGUUCCUGUGCACGAGAGACUUCAGUCUUGAGCGCCGUGGUAUCUCAGGGAACCUUCACCACCAGGAAGAGUGUCAAACUGUCAGAAGCAAAUGUUGGAAAUGGGUGGUGGUGGUGGUGAUGGGUCGCCGUGGCUGAUUCACUACUCGCAGCCGUUCGUCUGUCCUCUUAUCACAGGCAGCUCGUUUAUGAAGUCGCAUUUUGUUGAGUUGUUUAAUGCGUGCGGGAGCGUUGACUCACGGCUGUCUGUCAGCCCCCUGGCUCCCUGUCAAACGUUGAUGUCGAGCCCGAUGGGACGCCCUGCAUCCAUAUGUAACACUGGAAGCUUUUCCGCGUGAUCACUUUUAGACGUUUCCACCUGUUAAUAAACGCCACCCUCCAUGGAGCCAUACUGACCCGCGUCGUUGAAUGUGCACUACGUUCGCCAGUGCUCUGCUGUGCCUAUCUACCGUGCUAUGGUCGCUCUCUUUUUGAAUUACUGCUGCGUCAGUGGUGUUUAUUUUUCAGUGGUUUCUGGAUUAUGUUCUUACCAGAUGGAUGGGUGACGAAACAAUAUGGCUGUAAAUAUGUUGGGUGAAUUCUUUGUAUCUUGUCUACUGAUUCUAAUGUGUGUGUGUGUGUCUGCUGAUUAUUGAGCCCUUUCUGGUCUUUACAUUCUGUGCCAUCAUGUCCAUAACAGUUGUUACGGUUGAGUCCAGCUAUCCCUAGCUUUGGGUGCGGAGAAAAAAAUAGUUUCCAGUAAUUUGCUGGACAUAUAGAAGAGAACAAAAUUAUCGAUCUCAUAUUAAUGCAAUACCGAUACUCACCUUGAUAUCAGUACUGUCUAUUUAGAUCGAUGCACCCAGCCCUAGUUUCCAGGCUAAUUUAAAACAUUAUUUUCAAUCAGUUUAUUCCAUUUUGUCGUAGGACCGGUCUUCUGAUUCAUGGUAAAAAUUAAAAAUCUAAUGUCGCCUCAUUAUGGUCCGAGGGAAGAAGUCAUGAGCUCACCAAAGUCAGACACAUUCACUGCAAUCCAUAAACUAGUUGUUGCCGACCGCCAGAGAAAGCAAGCAGCCGGAAUUAAUCACAAAUUAAUCACAUUGCAACGUUUAUGGAGACGGAUUGAGCGGUUUAAUCUCUUUCGCGCGGCAAAGGGGACAACUUGAAUACGCCAACAUCUGUUCCACGGCUGAGAAUGUGCCAUUCGCAGGGUUUUAUGGUUUAUUAAAACAUUUUUAAUUUGUGAUGCGUAAGGAAUGAUGAUUAAAUCGGACCUUUAUUUCCGCGCUCUCUUAAGUAUGUAGAAUGAGACAUGCACUUUUAUGUGUUUCUCUAUUAACCUUGAGUGUUAAUGUGAUCUCGUUUGAGCCGGGAUGACUGGGUGAGAAGUCUUCAUCCCAGCCGGCCGUAUCCAGCCUGCGAUUUUAUACGAGGUUCAAACUUUCAUGGAAGAACUGCGUAAUUCAGACAUUGUAGGUAAAGUAAACGCACUGGCUAAUCCACUAGGUACAGUAGCAAAAAAAGGAAUGCAUUCUAAUCUAACAACCAAGUUUAACAGCACCACAAACAACUACAUCCUCCACAGUGUUCCCAUAGUUAAAUUACUAUCUUCCUGAUGCUGCUUGAACAUAAACCGGACCAUCAUGAAUGUAACUUUAAUGCAGCACUUAAUAUUAGAAUGCAUUUACCUUUCACUAGUGUGCCUAAUGAACUGGCAAGCGAGUGUAUAUCUUCCUAAUUGUGCCUCUCUCAGCCACUACCGGCGAUAGUUUGGUAAUUAUGUAAAAAGCGCGUCCAUUUUCUAAAAAUAAAAGCCGGGUACUGUCACUCCAUGUACCUCGGGGGCUUUUUAAGGGACUAUUUUAGUGAAAAUAAAGUACGGUGCUCUCACUGUGAGGAGGGAACAUGUGUCACCCAGUGCAACAAACAGCAUGGCUCACUCAUAAUAGUCUCUAAUAGUCUCAUAAAGCUCAAUAGUUUUUGGAAAUUAGCGGAGCUCUGUAGCCCACCAGGCUAUGAAUACAUGAGAGAAACACUUCUCAGAAUUUACUAAUGCAGUGAUAUCUGUGUCGCAAGACUGAGUCCGGUUUUUCCUCCUUAGAGAACCAGUCCUGAACAGGAGAUGUAAUAUGACAUGUAUCCGCAUAGAGAUCUGAAAGACUCACAUGAUGUUACUGCUGGCAUGAGAAUCCACAAAUGUCAGGAUGAUAAGAUACUCAAAACCCUGCCUUAAGAUGACAAAAUUGUGAUUUCUGUGUUGAUGAUGGAAACGGCACAGACAAGAAAGAAAGAAAAAAAAAAAGACCAGAAGUGACUCAAUAAGCUGAUGGCCAAAAUCCAAUCGAGGCUUUUUAAAAUCCCCCCGCCUUGCCACUGCAAAUUCAUUUUCACGGCUGGUUCCCCCACAGGAAGCAUAGUGGGCGGCCUCAUCCCCCUUUUUGAAUCAAAUGGUCUCCGUAGUAAAAGACGGUUCUGCUGAAGCUGUGCUAUUAUAUUAUGGUAUAGGGAUUCUUUUUUUCUUUUUUUUGAGGGUUUAAUUGUUAAACUGACCUUUUGUUGGCCGUUUGGCUGAAUCUCCAUCCUGUGAUGAUGAUUAUUGGUGAAAUGAAGCCAUAGAAAAGUGACAGCUCGACUAUAUGUCCUGCCCGCAGAGGCCCGCUUCUCCGGCUCCGACCCCUCAUCGCGGCCCGGAGACGCCGAUCGAUAUUAUUUUAGCUGGAUGAAUGGAGUAAUUGAGCCACGCUAGGCAGAAAAAAAAAAUACUGUGGCCACUUUUCUCAAUUAUGACAAAACAAACCUUUAGGUCAAUAACUCAUCUGCAUAUUUCACUUUUUUCAGAAACUAGUGAUUUUUAAGGAUUGACGCAGAUUUAGCAGAUUUUUAUUUUAUUUUAUUUUAUUUUACUUUAUUUUAUUUCAUGGUGCGUUGUUUGUACAACUGAUUCAGCACUUUGCAGCUGAAAUUGUGGCUUAUCUCAAUGUUCACUGAACUUUUUUCAUGCUCACGGGAUUUUUCAAUAAAGAUUUUCAGCGAAGGUC